AUGUCAGCAGUAAAAAUGAAGAUUCCAGAAGACAAUAUUACAACGUAUCUGACAAUGAGAAGUCACUUUAAAAAGAUAUAUGAUGUAAGGCCUAGAGUAAACUGUUGGUCAGAAGCUUGCCCAAGUAAAAGAUUAUUAAAAAAUACUAUCAAUAUUCGUGAUUUUCAAGUUCUACCACAUUAUUGUAAUUCAACAAUUAGUUCUACAGCAAAAAAAUCAAAACAUCAAAAAUAUGAUACUAAUAAGUUAUCUCAUUCACCAUCUAGUAAAAAGAAAUCCAUAAAUAGAAACUUAAAUUAUGAAUGCGCAGAUAAUGAUGAAGAUUUCGGGUUUGAAUCAGUUGAAAAUAGCAAUCGAAGAUAUUAUUCUGCCGGAACCCACCAACCCCACCUUGCAGAAAACGCAUCUAAGACAUUAAGCAGCCAGCAACUUUCGUUACAUUCAGAAAAUCCGAAAGAAACAACCAAAAAAAAAGGUAAGUUUUUUCAAAAUACAAUGGAUGAAUCAUACCAACGAUUUCUUGAAGAAAUGACAAACGAAGUAGUAAGACUUGACUUGUCAACAGAUAAAGCAUUGAAAAAUGUUUUUCGUAAACAUAUAAAACACAAUAUUGGAAAGCUUGAUGAGAAAAAAAUGAUGGCAGAAGUGAUGAAGGUGCAAGCAUUAUUGGAUUUACCGUUAGACAAUGAUGAUCGAUAUUCUGGAAUUGAUGACAUGCCCACAUCUACAACAAACAAUGCAACUAAUGAACAUGAUUUGCCCGCAUUAAAAUCGCCAAAAUAG
This is a messenger RNA of Macrosiphum euphorbiae (potato aphid), 783 nucleotides long. The record is from the annotation of a GenBank genome assembly. NCBI's taxonomy places the organism in Eukaryota, Metazoa, Arthropoda, Insecta, Hemiptera, Aphididae.